GCUGAUGACGCUGAGGCGCUGCGCCGCCAACGGCCGCGCUUCACGACCCAACGGCCGGGCCUCGCCACCAACGGCCGCGCCUCACGACCCAACGGCCGCUCCGCCAUGAGGGAGACGCCGCUGUCCAACUGCGAGCGGCGCUUCCUGCUGCGCGCCGUGCGGGAGGGCAAGCGGCUGGACGGGCGGCAGUGCUACGACUACCGGAACGUGCGCAUCUCCUUCGGGCCCGACCGCGGCUGCUGCGUGGUGGAGCUGGGCAGGACCAGGGUUCUUGGCCAAGUAUCAUGUGAACUUGUGCCCCCAAAGCCGAAUCGGGCUACAGAAGGGAUACUGUUCUUUAACCUCGAGCUGUCGCCCAUGGCCGCGCCUGGUUUUGAGCCUGGCAGGCAGUCUGAGUUGCUGGUGAAACUGAACAGAUUGAUAGAGCGAUGCCUGAGAAAUUCCAAAUGUAUAGAUACUGAAUCUCUCUGCGUUGUUGCUGGUGAAAAGGUUUGGCAAAUCCGUGUGGACCUGCACCUGUUAAAUCAUGAUGGUAACAUCAUUGAUGCUGCUAGCAUAGCAGCAAUAGUAGCCCUGUGUCAUUUUCGCAGACCAGAUGUCUCUGUGCAAGGAGAGGAAGUGACAGUGUACUCUCCUGAGGAGCGUGAUCCUGUCCCCUUGAGUAUCCACCACAUGCCUAUUUGCGUCAGUUUUGCCUUCUUCCAGCAGGGCACAUAUUUGUUGGUGGAUCCAAGCGAACGAGAAGAACGUGUAAUGGACGGCCUCCUUGUAAUUGCCAUGAAUAAACAUCGUGAAAUUUGUACCAUCCAGUCCAGUGGAGGGAUUAUGCUAGUGAUGGAUCAGGUUCUGAGAUGCAGUAAAAUAACAGCUGUUAAGGUUGCAGAAAUAACAGAACUAAUUCAGAAAGCCUUGGAGAACGACCAGAAAGUUAGGAAAGAAGGUGGGAAGUUUGGCUUUGCAGAAUCUAUACCAAACCAAAAGAUCACUGCCUUCAAAAUGGAAAGUGCUGCUGUAGACACCAACAACGUGGAAGAACAAGCAGAAGAAAUCAUAACUAAAGCUGACCCUCCUUCAGAAGUUUUUGCCACACCAAUAUUGCACGCUCCUGGGACAGCCCAAAUUGGGGAAGGAAUAGAGAACUCCUGGGAAGACCUUGAAGAAUCGGAGAGGGAAGAGGAAGAGGAGGGUGAAGGUGAGGCUGACACUUCUGAGUGCCAGAGAAUGGAAACGGAGGACACAAGUACGAUAAGCAAAGCUAAGGAUGAACCUAUUGUGCUGUCUGACAGUGAAGAGGAAGAAGUUGUCAUCCUGGAACCACAGGAAGUACCAAACAAAACAAGAACACAGACCACCUCGAAACAAGAAAAUACAAGUAAGAAAACAUUUAACAAAAGGAGGAGAAAGAAGAGAGCUGCUCGUUAAAGUCAUCUCUCCUUCAGUAAUGUAUAAUAAAUAAUCUCGUUUAUUACUGAACUUAUUUUUGUAGAUAAUCAAUCUCUCCCUCCCCCCCCCAGUCUGGUCCUGCUUCUAUGUCUAUUUUAUAAACUUACUGUAUGCAGGUUAAAAUAAAGUCUCUGGAAGUGAAA
Anas platyrhynchos (mallard) is the source of this 1586-nucleotide messenger RNA. RefSeq names its product exosome component 9 (gene EXOSC9). NCBI's taxonomy places the organism in Eukaryota, Metazoa, Chordata, Aves, Anseriformes, Anatidae. The record is from RefSeq and is a predicted model, not a curated record. Gene Ontology annotation, molecular function: mRNA 3'-UTR AU-rich region binding. Gene Ontology annotation, biological process: nuclear polyadenylation-dependent rRNA catabolic process; U4 snRNA 3'-end processing; U5 snRNA 3'-end processing. Gene Ontology annotation, cellular component: cytoplasmic exosome (RNase complex); nuclear exosome (RNase complex).